This is a messenger RNA of Penicillium longicatenatum, 942 nucleotides long. Its product is annotated as alpha/beta fold hydrolase. The record is from RefSeq and is a predicted model, not a curated record. The coding region runs from base 1 to 942 and encodes 313 amino acids. Lineage: Eukaryota; Fungi; Ascomycota; Eurotiomycetes; Eurotiales; Aspergillaceae. The transcript has a single exon.
AUGGAACAUUUUCAACGCUUCGCCUCUAUUGGAACGCAUUCUUUGAGCUAUGCACUACGGGGAAUCCCAAGACAGCCAGGCACACCUCUAGUCCUCAUUCUCCCCGGAAUCACACGCAGUGCCCUUGAAUGGAGUGCAGUCUGUCGAUACCUCGAGUCUGAGGCACCAAUAUUUCUCUAUGAGCGUUCCGGAUAUGGUCGCAGCGAAGAGUCUCCAAACGAGCCUGACUCACUCACAAUCGUUGACGAACUAUGCCGUCUACUGAAAUCAGCCGCCCUCGAGCCACCAUACCUAGUUGUAGGGCACUCGUGGGGCGGAACUUUGGCUCGGGAAUUUGUCGCAGCACGACCAAUCGAGGAUAUUUCGGGCUUGGUAUUGGUCGACGCAGUACAAGAGCGCAUGCAAUUCGAGACAUGGCCCGAUCCCAGCAUUUCAGCCGUCUCGGAAGGUUUGGAUUAUUUCGAUGUUGUUGGGCUUACAAGGGACCACCAGUUGACGGCUUCUGAGUGGAGCGAGUAUAUGAAUGAACAACUUAGCGAGAAGCAUGUUCGACAGGCAAAUCGGGAAAUGCCUUAUCUUCAGGUGAGCCGUUCUGUCAUUGCGCAGAAACGACAACUUGAACCUGGCCGGAAUAUAUUCCAUGGAAAGCCUCUCAGUGUACUUAUGGGGAACUCCAGGCGAGAUAUGGAAUUGAUGUAUGAGGCCGGGGUGGCUAACGGUAGAGGCACUGAGGCUCAGAGGGCUGCUUUCAGGGAUUAUUUGGCAACGUGGGAUCAAAGCGAAGAUUCCUUCCAACGAGAAUUUCUUCAUAUGUCAACCUUGACUCGCUUAUCUGUGGCAACAAAAAGUGGACAUAAUGUACCGAUCACGGAGCCUCAGUUAAUCGCUGAUGAGAUUCGAUGGGCGCUUCAGAACGUACCCAUUUCGUUUCCAGUUUCAUGA